Molecule: messenger RNA, 1494 nt
Organism: Nematocida homosporus
Lineage: Eukaryota; Fungi; Microsporidia
Exons: 1
Coding region: 1-1494 (497 amino acids)
Source: RefSeq, a predicted model, not a curated record
AUGAAGAACAUUGCAACGUUUAUGCACUUCAAAGGAUGUAUUGGAUUUGUCUUAGGGUUUGGGCUGGUUGUAGCAACUACUUUAGUGCCGGUUGGUGAUUAUAGUGCUAGUAUCAACACGACUUUUGCCAAUCCAGUUGGAUCUCUAGCUGGUUUCCCAGAGAAUACUCUUAGAUACCUUCAGGAGGAGUUGAAUGAUGCAACCGCCCCUGAUUCGGAUGAUUACAUUGAUGAUGGCGAAGAGAUUGAGGAGGUAGAUAUCGAAUUAUCUUUACCUAUAGAUAAUUCUUACGUAUCUAUUUCUGGCCAUCCCCGUCUUAAUGAAACCAUAACUGAUCUAUCUAGUCUGAAUAUAGGAACAAACGAGGUUGAGAAACUAAAGGAAAUGUACCGAUAUACUAAUGGUAAAGGGACCCCUCGCCCCUUAAACAGGAUGGUUAAUAAACAUCUUCUCUUAUGGACCGGCCUUGCUCAUGACAAAGUAAGGAGGCAGUUGGCAUUGCUUGAUGUUCUGCAGACUGACGAUGGCCUGGUUCAGGCAUCUAGUUCCACUCCAGACAAGCCAUUAUCUACCAGCGCACAGAAUCUAGAACGACGUUGGUGGCAACAAAUCCAGUCUAUUACGCGCUUGCAUGCAUCAAUAGAUCGGUUCCUUCGGAUUGAUGUAAGCCGAUUCCAAACCAACCCACUUGUUAUAGAUACGGCCGAAUUAGACUAUGUAGCUGGUCUUCUUUGCCUAGGGCGCUAUCUGUUUCUAGUCGAUCGCUGCCACACCCUUCACUUUAGCAAGUUAUUCUACAUCCAAAUAUUCCAGCCAAUGAACCCCAUCGGCUCUUCCUCGACUAGUUAUAGCAUUCCAUUACGUAAGGUCCAGGGAGAAGAUAGCGCGCACGCUUUCUUUACCAAGAUUGCCUCUCUAACUAAGCAGUCUAUGCAAACUUCAGGCAAUGACAGCGCCAAGACCUUUAAAGUCAUUCAAAAGUACCUCAACUCUCCAGACGGAACCAUCCGACUAUCCAUCCUUGAGUCUACUCUCAACCAAGUCACCGACUAUCUCAAAAAAGUAGUUCAUCCCAACCUCAACUCAUUACCAACCAGCAACCAGGAAAAGCACAACGCCAUACUCCAAAACAUUCAGCAAACAAUCUCUACACUCCAUGCCAUUAAGAACCCAGCCAAUAUUGAAAACCUCCCCCUUCACUAUACCAACAGUAUUAGCCAAGCCCUAGUUCUUGAUUCCCAAGCCAAGAACAUCCAACACAACAUCAACCAAAUCCAUAAUGAUAUUAACACCUAUAUCCGCGACCAACUCGUUCCCAUGUAUCUUGAUAAGCUCAAUAGGACCUACAAGAAGUCCAAAUAUUCCCUUGCCCAAAAGCGGCGGCGGUACUAUAAGGACGUCUUCCAAUUCGCCCAGCAAUACAUGGACGCCCAAGCCAGAUUCCAGUCUACCUUAGUCGUUCUUCAGCCAUGCAUGGCACCUCCCAUCCAUUAA